GACGUGGACGCUCUGUGGAACCCCUGAGUACCUGGCUCCUGAAGUCAUCCAAAGCAAGGGUCAUGGGAGGGCCGUGGACUGGUGGGCGCUGGGCGUCCUCGUCUUUGAGAUGCUUUCAGGGUUUCCGCCAUUUUUCGAUGACAACCCGUUUGGUAUUUAUCAGAAAAUCCUGGCGGGCAAGAUCGAUUUCCCCAGACACCUGGAUUUCGGGGCCAAGGACCUCAUUAGGAAGCUGCUUGUGGUGGACAGGACGAGGCGCCUGGGGAACAUGAAGAACGGCGCCGAGGACGUGAAACGGCACCGCUGGUUCCGAGGCGUCGACUGGGACGCCGUCCCCCAGAGAAAACUCAAGCCACCAAUCGUGCCCAAGUUGACCGGGGAUGGCGACACCUCCAACUUCGAGACGUACCCCGAAAACGAGUGGGACGAGGCCCCUCCGGUGUCCGAGAAAGAUUUGGAAAUCUUCAAGAACUUCUGAGGACGCAGCCUCACAUCCGGAAGGAACUGCAGCUGUGCACCUGCCCGGCCCCGAGGAGCCGCGUCCUCACGUCCCCGCUUCUGCACAUCCGUGUGGACACGGGGGUUCGCGGAUGCGGGACACUCACGGACCCACCAUCCUCUAAGCAACUGGAAGCCUGCUGCCCUGCCGGAGGUUUUCGAAAGUCAGUUGUGCAUUUUAUUUUACCGCGCAGCCCCGCGCUCCUCCCGCCCGUGCACUCUUGCUUUUGCUCAUAGGUGGACUUUACUCCAAGUGUGAACUGUGCAGGUUUGUUGAUCGACACCGAGUGUGUGCACUGACUUUACUCCAAGUGUGAACUGUGCAGGUUUGUUGAUCGACACCGAGUGUGUGUGUGCGUGUGACCACGUACAAGGACAGACUGUGCAGAGAUGGAAGAUGGGCACUUUUGCAAAGCCUAGGACUGUGUUUUCAUUUCUCAAAAGAAUCUCUCUCGGGGACAAAUCUGUGAGGUCUGAUGCCUGCAUUUUUUUUCUUUUUUGCAAAAAGAAGUCAUUUGAUGCAUAAAGAAACACCACAGGGAGCUCUUCAGGCAAUUUUUAAUAAAAAACACAUUCCCUGGCGCCCACCGGGGGCUCUUAAAUGACACUGCCCGGCCAAGAUGCUGUCAUGGCUGCUUUUGGGGCCGGUUGUGUGCAACGCGCGUCCCCUGGUGAGAAGGCACUCGCUCACCGAGCGUCAAUCGAUGACCAAUAAUCGAUAACCAACAAUCAAUCAGUGAUCAGUAAUCGAUAACC
Messenger RNA from Castor canadensis (American beaver), 1254 nucleotides. Lineage: Eukaryota; Metazoa; Chordata; Mammalia; Rodentia; Castoridae. The record is from RefSeq and is a predicted model, not a curated record.